AUAUUGAUCUAAAAUGAAAAAUCUACGAGAUUUCAAUUUCAUAGAUUUACUGGAUUCUGGGUCCUGUCAGAUUGAGCCUGACAUACAGUUUAAUGUAAUGGAUAAGGAUGGAACUUUUCUAGGAUCUGUAAAAGCUCACCAAUUCCUUCUAUCUCUGAUUUCCCCAAUCUUCCGCCAGAAACUAUCAACCCACGAGGACAGCAGUCUUCAAACGAUAGAGAUAAAAGGAUUCUCCCUGGAAUCUGUGAAUACUAUGAUAAAACUUCUCUACUCUGGAGAUAGAACCUUGAUGAGUAAGUUGAGUAGUCUAGAGUCCUUGUUCCAGCUUGUUCUCCUAGGGGAGGAGUAUGAGUUGAGAGGAUGUAGGACCAUGAUACAGGAGAGGGUUCAACAAGUUAAUAUCUCCAACUACUACGAUGUGUUCCAAGUACUGAAGAAGUAUGAGGAUAAGUUUACUGUUGAAUGUGUUUGGAGUAUAUUGUACAAGAGAACUGUUUCCGUUCUUCAGCGUUCAUGUCGUUCUGAGAAGGAUGUUCUGGCUUUAGUUGAGACUAAUAUUGAUUCUGAUGCUGAAAUCUUCAAGUGGAUUAAGACUAAGAUCAUCGCAAACCUCAAGUUCAAUUGCAGCCAAAACAUGGUAGCCAGUAACGGACUCAAAAUUGUUUUACAAAACAGUCACUUUGAUCAUUUAUUUGCCUAAAAUUCCAUGAAACUAGAAGUAAAUUAUGUAUAAAUUCUAAUAUAUUUUGAUGUUUUAAAGCCGUCUUUCUGAAUUCCCCCCUGUUUAUUU
This is a messenger RNA of Eurytemora carolleeae, 790 nucleotides long. RefSeq lists its product as uncharacterized. Lineage: Eukaryota; Metazoa; Arthropoda; Copepoda; Calanoida; Temoridae. Bases 14 to 700 code for a protein of 228 amino acids. Gene Ontology annotation, molecular function: protein binding. The transcript has 3 exons. The record is from RefSeq and is a predicted model, not a curated record.